Messenger RNA from Bursaphelenchus xylophilus (pine wood nematode), 1209 nucleotides. NCBI's taxonomy places the organism in Eukaryota, Metazoa, Nematoda, Chromadorea, Rhabditida, Aphelenchoididae. The record is from the annotation of a GenBank genome assembly.
AUGUCGGCUGCCCGCAAGUGUCGGUUGCCCGCAAGUGUCCCAGGCUGCCCGCAAGUGUCUCAGCUGCCCGCAAAUGUUUCAGCUGCCCGCAAAUGUGACCCCCCAAAUUUUGCCCGCAAAGUGGCUGCCCGCAAAAAAUCUGCCCGCAAACUGGUUGCCCGCAAAGUGGUUGCCCGCAAGUGUCGCGACGCCAAAAUCGAAUACGUCAAAGAUAAGCAGAAAUUUCGUUUUGCUCUGACUGCUCUCCAUAAUUCGCCUAGCCUCGUAUCGGUAAAUAAAAGUGCCUGCUGCUCGUAAAAAGUGCGAGCUAAAAUUUUCAAGCAUUAAUAUGUCACUCUUUUACCACAAAAUUUGCAAAUCCACGAGCGUCCCAGCGACACUUCUAUUGUGAGAAUCAGUAAACUGUUUCCAAAUUUCAUUUCUCGCCGCUUUCAGGUCACAAAAACCGUAACGGCUGAAUGUGGCACAGAUCUUGGCGAAUGGAAGGUCUGCUAUGGAUAUACGGGAGUUUCGCAUAAUAGCAAGGCUAUUUUCCUGGCUUACCGGUAAGUCAUCGCUAUUAUAACUGACGUUUUCUCACAUAUACUUGCAAGUUUAUCGGUUCAAUUUUUCAGAGGUACCGUCAGCGGCAUUCAACUGUUCUACGAAGCUUUUCGGACAAUCUUCGCCACGCGCGAUGACGCCAAAAUUGGAGGGAAAGUUUCGGCGUAUUUUUACAACGUCUACAACUACCUUCGAGACGCCGGAUUGAACGGAGAAUUGACUCGGCUGGCGAAUGAAUUCCCUGACUAUCAGAUCUAUGUAACCGGCCAUUCGUUGGGAGGAGCGUUGGCUUCAAUCGCAGCCGCCGAAGCGAUCAAAGUCGACGGAAUCGCGGCCUCUCGCGUCAAGAUCAUCACUUUUGGAGAGCCGCGGACUGGGGAUACCGACUAUUCGGCGGCUUUCGACAGUGUUCUGUCAUACGCUUACAGGGUCAUUAAUCAACACGACAUUGUGCCGCAGGUUCCACCCAGCUGGUUUAUGAAUUAUACUCAUCACAAGACGGAGGUCUGGUAUGCGAAUGGAAUGAGCGAUGGAGCCACUUAUAAGGUGUGCAGCGAAGACGAAGACCCGACUUGUGAGGACUCAAAUACCGAUUUGAGCGUCUUGAAUCACAUCAUUUACUAUAACCAGUUGAUUGUGACUUAUGGAGCAGCUGGUUGUGCAUAA